This is a messenger RNA of Bactrocera oleae (olive fruit fly), 442 nucleotides long. NCBI's taxonomy places the organism in Eukaryota, Metazoa, Arthropoda, Insecta, Diptera, Tephritidae. The record is from RefSeq and is a predicted model, not a curated record.
AGUGCACGUUAUGUUACCGGUGUACAUAAUCACUAUGUAAUGCAUUGGGUAGCUGGUUGUGGCAUGCGAACCGUCAACGAGUCCAUAGGCCAAUUGCAACACUACCGUGAACCGGACAUACCCGAAACGCUAGAGAAUCCCGUCAUCGACGAUGUGAUAUGGCGCUAUAAGCAGCCGUUAGUGGAGAAAACGCAGGCUGUAUUGCGGCAACUGGGACUGCUGCGGUGGGUGCAGGUGCCUGAUACACCAGAGGCUGUAUUGGAAGAUAAACCAGUAGAAACCACAAACAGUCGAAAGAAAGACGAGGGAGUGUCGAAAGUAAAUGCAGCAGCAGCUGAACAUAUCGAACUUUGAUUUGAAGUUGAUUGUAGUUUUUUGGAAUGUGCUUUCGAAAACAUAGAGAAGCCAAUAAAUCGAUUUCAGUGUUUCUAAUCUACUGUAA